UAACGGAGAUUUGCUUGGUACCACUGCCAGGUUAAAAUGCGGUACAAUGAUAGGCUGAAAUUUGGAGAAAAUUUGUAGUAAUGCACCGUAGUACGGAUUCAAGCGAAGCUUGACUAACACCCAGAGACAGAGAAUCAUUGAUUAGGGGUUAGCUCUUAAAGCUUCAUCAAAUAAGUGGUCCAGGCCUCAUGGAAAAGGCAUAGAGAUCCUCUCUGAUAAAAUCCUGGUACAUUAUCGUUUUUAUGGUUUUCUUGAAUUCUUGGGUGUAUCUAGCGAGCUGGUGUUCUAUGGAUUCUUUAAUGGUUGAUUAUUGAAAAUUUCGAUUUGUCUGUGUACCUUUAGAAAUUAAUUUUAAUUGCUCAGAACUCAUAGUUUCUUGUUCAAAUAAUUGAGAUUUUUUCCCUUUGUUUGGGGCUUUUAUGUGAUAUUGAUUAGAUUGUGGAGAUUGUGUUAGACCAGAGAGAAAAUCGAUUAUUUGGCUGAAUGUAUUUCGGGUAAUCUGUAUAGCGUUUUUCGAGUUAAUUUGUUGGCUCUAAAAUUGGGGUUGGAAAAAUAUGAAGAGUCAAGUUUGCAGAUCGGUUUUAGGGUUGGUUUUCAUAGUUGCGGUGGCUAUCAUAUGGAUAGCUGCUAGUUUCAUUGUGCAAGCUGUUGUGGAUUCGGGUGUUUCCCCAUUUCUCAUCACUUAUAUAUGCAAUUCAUUGUUCAUAGUGUAUAUUCCAAUAAUCGAAAUUGCUCGUUAUUGGGAGGAUUCAAUUGGGAGUUUAUGGAAUCAAACCAGUAAAGGAAGAGAUCAGAAUGGCUCAGGGGAUUCAGAGACAAUCAAUCUUUUGGGUGAUGGAAAAUCAAAGAAAAUUGUUGGUAGUUUGAGUGGGUCUCAAACUAAUGAAAAUAGCAGUGUAAUUCAGUCUGAGGAUGAGAGUUCCCUUUUACCUGAGAGUGAACUACAAGAGACUGAAUUGUUAGCUGAGACGCCAAUAAAUUCAGCGGAUAUUGGGGCUAAUGUGGGCGAUGGAACUUUAGCUAAGGGUUUGGAUUCUAAGGGAAGAUGGACAAGGAGGAAAGUAGCUAUGGCUAGUUUAUGGGUGUGCCCUUUCUGGUUCUUGGCUCAACUCACUUUCAACCUCUCUCUAAAGUAUACCACUGUCACUUCAAAUACCAUCUUAAGCAGCGUAUCGAGCCUUUUCACUUUCUUGGUUGCUUUGGCUUUCUUGGGUGAGAAAUUCACAUGGGUUAAGCUAUUUAGUGUUCUUCUUUGCAUGGCGGGGACUGUAAUUGUGAGCUUUGGUGAUUCGGAAACAGGAGAGAACUCAAUUGCCACGAAUCCAGUUCUUGGUGACAUACUUGCUCUUGUUUCAGCUGGUUUAUAUGCAGUGUAUAUUACCCUGAUACGUAAGAAACUUCCAGAUGAGAACAAAGGAGAGGGUCAGGCUAGCAUGGCUCAAUUUCUUGGGUUUCUGGGGCUUUUCAACCUCUUGCUAUUUCUCCCUGUUGCACUUAUACUGAAUUUCACACGUGUGGAACCAUUUCAUAACCUAACAUGGAAUCAGUUGGGCCUCAUUGUUGGGAAAGGUCUAUUGGACAAUGUGCUUAGUGAUUACUUGUGGGCUAAGGCUGUACUUCUUACUACGACUACAGUAGCAACUGCCGGCUUAACUAUUCAAGUUCCUUUGGCAGCAGUGGUGGAUUCUUUGACAGGGCAUGCACCGAAUCUCUUGGAUUAUUUAGGUGGUGCCUCUAUAAUGGCUGGCUUCAUUGGUAUUAACAUCCCAUCUGCUGAUAGUUGUGGACUGGGAUCAAACUCAAAAGAAACGCUGGUUGAGAGUGAUCCUCAAUCCACUCCUACUGUUGCUCAACAUCCUGAUGUUUAGCUGGUUACUAGUUGAAUUCCAUCUGCUCGUGCUUGCAUCUCUCUCUUUCUCUCUCUCUCUCUCUCUCUCACACACACUCCGACACACACACAGACCCGCACACAGGCUCGCGUGUAUACAUGAACACACUCAUUUCCUAUUUUAAUUUCUCUCAUUUUUUGUUUUA
Molecule: messenger RNA, 2034 nt
Organism: Amborella trichopoda
Lineage: Eukaryota; Viridiplantae; Streptophyta; Magnoliopsida; Amborellales; Amborellaceae
Product: EamA-like transporter family
Biological process (GO): transmembrane transport
Cellular component (GO): membrane
Molecular function (GO): transmembrane transporter activity
Source: RefSeq, a predicted model, not a curated record